Messenger RNA from Synchiropus splendidus (mandarinfish), 4165 nucleotides. RefSeq names its product zinc fingers and homeoboxes 3b (gene zhx3b). Gene Ontology annotation, molecular function: DNA binding; DNA-binding transcription factor activity, RNA polymerase II-specific. The record is from RefSeq and is a predicted model, not a curated record. Gene Ontology annotation, cellular component: nucleus. Gene Ontology annotation, biological process: regulation of transcription by RNA polymerase II. The transcript has 7 exons. The coding region runs from base 383 to 3529 and encodes 1048 amino acids. NCBI's taxonomy places the organism in Eukaryota, Metazoa, Chordata, Actinopteri, Syngnathiformes, Callionymidae.
CGUCAGCGUCACGUGACCAGCUCUCCUCUCUGUACGUCGUCGUAUUUUCCUCCCUACUGCUGUCGGCUUUAACACCAGACACAGUCCAUAAACCCGCCGAAGAGAACGCGGGAUCGGCCCGGUUCCGGCGACCCGUUCGCGAGCAGGACGGAGGGGAGUCGAACCCAAGAAGUUGCCAUCAGUUCUUGAGCUCGUACCACUGUAACUUUUUUUCUUCAACCCGAUCUCGACGUGAGCGGCGCCCCGACAAAGAAGGUAAAUAAAGGACGGCGUAAAAAGUCGGCUACGAUGGACAAGUCCCACCCUCGACCCUGUUACAGACCAGUGCUGUAGUCAACUUGAAGCAACUCUUGGAUUCCAUUUGACCACCUCUCCUCACACCAUGGCUAGCAAAAGAAAGAAGACUACGCCAUGUAUGAUCCCGAGCAAGCAUGUUCGUGUAUUGGAGGAUACUGAGCAGGACUCAGCAUUCCACUUCCAGAACAAGAUAUCUGCAGGGGGCAGACUCAGCCCCUUGGAUCUGGAAGAGCCACAGAGAAAGGUGACUUUGGAUGAUGUCAACGAAGUCGUCGGCACAUACACGUGCAAACCAUGCAACUUUAAAACGCAUGACCUUAAUUUAUUCCUGGAUCAUGUAUACAGUGGACACCCAGAGUUUCGCUCAAACCCCGGCUUCCUCUGUCUGACCUGUGAGUUUUCAGCACCUAAAUUUGAAGGCCUGGCCCUGCAUAAUGCCAGAGUUCACCCCACCGUGUUAAACACCACUCUGCAGCUGAGGAAGAAGGAAAGGGGGGUCGUGGUGGAGCAGAGUCUGGUUUCAGGGCUUGAUCCCGGAAAGGAUAACGAAAUUUCCAUCACAAAAACUCCAAUCAUGAGGAUGCUGAAGUGCAAAUCGGAACCCAAAAGGAUCGUAGUUUCACACUCUUCUUCUGAGGACACAUCUUUCGACCCAAAUCCAGUAUCUGCUCCCAAAGAGCCUGUGGUGGCAGCGGUCACUCACGUUUCAACAAUUAUCCCCAACGGGACAACCAAGGUCUCUUUGCCCUCAGCUAUCCAGAUUGUCAACGGCUCUGGAGCACUACCCUUGCUCAAGACCCCCAUUACACAGGUGGUGUCAGUGGUUCAGAACAGAAACCAUCAGUCAUCUCCCAACACCUCAUCAACUAACGGUGUCUCCUCUUCCUCCUCCUCCUCCUCCAAAAAUCUGCCCAAGGUGAUGAUCCCCUUGAGCAGCAUCCCCACCUAUAACGCCGCCAUGGACUCAUCAUCUUUCCUGAAGACCUCUUUCAGCAAGUUCCCGUAUCCAACUAAGGCGGAGCUUUGCUAUCUGACAGUCGUCACUAAGUUCCCUGAGGAGCAAAUCAAGAUCUGGUUCACUGCCCAGAGACUCAAGCAAGGUAUCAGUUGGUCCCCAGAAGAGAUUGAGGAAGCACGGAGAAAAAUGUUCAACACUAUUAUCCAGACGGCACCCAACGCCAACCAGAGUCACCACAGUCCGGCGCAACACACCAUCACCGUUCUUCCGGCCUCACUAGGAGUUAAUGGAAUUCCUCAGAUCCUGCAGGGUUCUCUGCAAGGAGGAGUAAUCGUCACGCAGCCAGUUGUGGCCAAUGGAAUCCAGGUCAACAGUGCUCCUGUAGCAUUAGCUGUCACACCAAAGCCUCAAGCGGCAGCCCGUCCAACAAUGCAGGCUCGGCCUGCUGCCGCCAUGGUGGCAGACAAAGGUGCCAACACGGUGGUGGGAACUGUAGGCAGCAUCACGGGGAGCAUAACAAGCAGCAGCAAAAGUGGAGGAGGGGGCAGCAGUAGCGUUGGCAAUUCCAGCCGAGCAAGUAGCAGCAAUACCAAGACGAGUGGGGUCAAUGGGAAAUCUAACAGUGCACAUAUCAGCAAACCUGCUAAGGUCGCAGCAGACGCGGACAAAUUACCUAAGGAGACCAAAAAGACGCCAGACGGUAAAUCUGUUAACGUGAAGAGUAAACCAGGAAAUAAGGAACAAACUAGCAAAGAACAACCGAGCAAUGAACAAAAUGUUAGUAGCAGCAAAAGUGAGGCGGCCGUUACAGAGGAUGGGGAACUCACAACAAGAGACUCCCUGAACCCUAAAAGUGAGAAUGCCUCCUCUCCUGCCUCCAAAUCGGCAUCAUCCUCACCUGCAGCCUCAACUCUCUGUGACACCAGUUUCUCCAGAGGAAAAAAAUCUCAGGUGCAGCUCGGUGCUCUCAAAGGAAGUUUUGAAAAAAAUCAGUUCCCUGACCAGGAGGAGGUGGACCGUCUCAUUGGCCUGACUGGACUCACGGUACGAGAGGUACGCAAGUGGUUCAGUGACCGGCGAUACCACUAUCGGAACCUCAAAAGUUCCAAAUCCAGCACCGGGGGAGCGGGCAAGUCCGCGACAGAAGGGCGCGCAGGAACACCUGGAAGCUGCGCAGACGGCAGCGACAGUCCAAUGGAUCUGUCAGAGGGCAGCAAUUCUGGUGCAAAGACGCCUCAGCGAAGUCCUUCGUCACAAAGUCCAGCCGCCUCACACACACCCACGUCUCCCACCACUCCCUCCAGACGACAUCCCAGAGCAGAAUCCCCUGACUUUACAGCAAUACGCUACAAGGAGAGGGAACACCAGCAGAUAAUAGCACUCGAGACCAGCUUUGCCCAAGACCCGGACCCAUCAGAAGAAGAAGUGGAGAGAUUGCGCUUAGAGACCAAGAUGACACGGAGGAACAUCCAUGGCUGGUUCGCCGACAAGAAAAAGAAGCUGGCGGCGGAGAAAAAGAGAGAGGAGCUGGAGCAAGAGUUGAGGGACGAGGAGACGGACAAUGAUGGAGAAGAGUCUCAUAAAGACGACUCUCUGGAAAGUCUCAAAGUCAAUCCAAUUAAAAUUAACCUGAAGAUGCUAAAGGUGACAGAAGCAAACGGUAAAGAGGAAAGCUUAGAGGGUACCGCCGUGUCAGGUCAUUCCAGCAUGCCCUCGAAAACACCCUCCACUGUCACUGACAGACCCACCCACUCCCCAAAACUCACCACUGGCCGCGGGAAGAAAACCGCAGAACAACUACACACACUCAAACUGGUUUUCGCAAGGACCCACUGGCCUACUGCGACUCAGUAUGAAGAGAUGCUCUCGGCCACCGGACUGCCCAGAGCUGAUGUGGUGCGUUGGUUCGGUGACUCGCGCUACAUGCAGAAGAAUGGGAACUUGAAGUGGCUGGAGACGUAUCAGAACCUAGUGCUGGAGGAGGACCGGAAGAAAGAGAGCUCGCAGUUUGUGGAGGUCAAAGAGGACAGCAUCAACCCUAACUCGAAAAAGGAGCCGACUGAGGUCGCCGUUUGUGGUUCGACUAAAGAACUGGUGCAGGACUGGCUGUCUAGCAAGAUGUGCGUGCCCAAAAGCGAAACCUCACAGACAGAGAGAAAAACAGAGGAACCACAGAGUCUGGCACCAAGGACGGACACAGGAGAGGACGUCAAGAUGGAGGAGUUGGCGUGUGGCGUCGCAGAAGCUUCAGAGGUGGAGUCUGAAGCUCACUAAAAAGGCACAUCGACCGCGGAGAUCUUCGGCACCGCUGGUCUUUUGUUUCCCAUAGCCUGUGGAGAGGACGACAGCUUUUCUGGUAACACAAUCACUGGAUGCAAAUGAGCCUUCAAAGCUGUUGUUGAAGAAUCCCCCCCCCCUUUUCCCCACCUCCCUGACUCGGCUGUCAUGUGACACUCGGCCAGAUGACCUCCCCCGCUCUGAUUACCUCCUCCUGGCGCUUGCACCUCGUCAAUAAUGUCACUUUCCAGCAGGGCCGACGCCACAGCGGACCAAUGUAAAAAAGAAAAAAAAAGCUGCUGUGGCCUUACAAAUAAAAAUUCCUCCCUCAUGCACUCACACUUUGGAUUCACGCUUGCAGAUCGGCAUUGAACAUUUCCCCUUUGCUGCUACUAGGAUUUUUUUAGACGCCAUUUCUACUGGUUUUGUAUUUCUUCUUACCGCUGUAAAGUCUGGGUCCAGGAAGAUGAAACAGAACCAUGUUUGUGUUGUAGCAACGAAAGCGCCGUCUUCACAUCAACAAACGGUUGUUUAUAAAGGAACUUUGCUACAAAAAAAAAAAAAAAAGCUUUGAUCAAAGUUGCAGAGUUGUUUCAUUUCUACUGAGAUUUGCUGAAUAAAAGAAUGUAAUUA